AGAUUCAUGUAUUUCACUUUCACAGGCUCAGAAAACAAGUUGUUUUGUUUCAAUAUAUUCGCCACUCGAUGAGCAAAUAUUAAAACUAACAGCAAUGAUCGUCAUUAUCAUAUCAAUCAUCGGAUUCUCGUUUAUGUUUCCAACUUUUACUCUGUGCUCCAAGAAAAAUAAAUAUUCGAGUAAUUCCAAAAAUCCGUCUACAAUGUCAAGAAAACGUGUCAAGAGGCCUGCUCCGCAAGUUUCUUAUACUCCGAUUGAAGUACCACAAUCAAAGCAAGAAACUGAAGGAAAGGAUGGAGGAAACGUUGAAGGACUAAAGGAAGAAGUUCCAAAUAAAAACUUAUCAAAAGAGAAAGGGAAGCCUAUUUCCAAAGAAAAAACAGGGGAAAAGGAGAAGAAAGAGAAAAAGAAGGAAGCGACACAGAAAAAGCAAAAAUCUGUUCGAAAGACUGCAAAACCGAAAAACGAGGAAAAAGAUGCUGAAGCCCCUGUUGAAAAUGAUGAUAAGAAAAUAAGUGAAGAAGGAAUCAAUAAAACCGACAAGACGGAAGAGCCUGAACUCGAGAAAAAGAAAUCUGAAUUGAGUGAUUCAAAGAAGGAAAGACUCCGCGAAGAUGAUACAUUGAGAGAUACAAAGUCAAUUGGAAAAUGAGAAAUAUAAACUGUUUCUGCUAAAACUGAAUUUGAAAUAAACAUCGAUC
Molecule: messenger RNA, 701 nt
Organism: Caenorhabditis elegans
Lineage: Eukaryota; Metazoa; Nematoda; Chromadorea; Rhabditida; Rhabditidae
Gene: Y59H11AM.4
Exons: 7
Coding region: 95-652 (185 amino acids)
Source: RefSeq, marked reviewed